This is a messenger RNA of Gamsiella multidivaricata, 1455 nucleotides long. RefSeq lists its product as uncharacterized. Bases 1 to 1455 code for a protein of 484 amino acids. The transcript has a single exon. The record is from RefSeq and is a predicted model, not a curated record. NCBI's taxonomy places the organism in Eukaryota, Fungi, Mortierellomycota, Mortierellomycetes, Mortierellales, Mortierellaceae.
AUGGCCACCCAUCCUUCAUCGGGAUGGAGGCGUACAGUCGGGCCCCAGUGGUCCUCGGUCAAGCCGCAGGGAGCAACCCCAGGACCCCCGCCAGGCAUGCAGCAGGGAUUCCACAGCUCAUACCUUAACGCGAUAUCCAGACCGGACCUAAACAUUGACCACCAGCAGCAACAGCCCCAACAAAAGCAGCAGCACCAAGUACACUCGACCAACCAUGCCAGUGCCUCGACCGAGCAUGAUCCCCAUGUCAUGUCUGAACAUCAGCGAGCGCUUCUUCAGCACCAAGAAAACCAGCGGCAACAGCAGCUCUACCUGCAGCAAUUACAAUUGAUGCAGCGUCUUCAGGCGAUGCCUGGCAGCACUACCCGGCCGUGGUAUCCGACCUUUGGACCAGCCAUCACCACUUCUUGCAGCGACAGCACCAUCCAACUGGAUAACCCGAACCAGUACACCUUGAUCAACAAUGCUAAACGUAACCGCCAUGCUGUUGGUCCGCACUGGCGAUCUAUUCAGACCUCAACAACCUACUCUCCCACAUCUUCACCCCCAUCUUCCUCACCCCAGAUGCAGACUCGUACCAUCGUACUAUCAUCCCCUCUUUCGACCGCUUCCACGACUAGCGCCUUACACACAUAUCUUUCCGCGACCUAUUCUUCUGCAGCCUCGAUCGACCAUGCACGAGCCACGUCCUUUCACCAGCAGGACCAAGAGAUGAAAACAAUAUCGAACAGCAGACAAGCACUCCAGAGCCCGGUGCAUCAGCAGUACUAUCAGUCUCACUCUUAUCCACACGAUCCACGCCACCAUUUACUACACAACAACCAACCAGGCAACUCAAGGGAAGCCCGAGAUAAUCUACUCUGGGUCAACCGCGCCUCACCCGAAUCUUCACCGAUGACCAGUGUCCCACGGACUGCGAAGCGUAAGGCGACUUGGCAGGACGAAGGAAACGACGACAACGACAACGACAGCGACAGCGGCCAUGACAGCAUUGACGAGAGUCACUCUCAGACAGGACAGGUUGAUUCAACGGCCUAUCCCACCCCGGCCCCCUCUUCCUCAGGGAACACACAGCAAUCUUUCACAAUGCAGAGUUCGGUCCAGCAGUUUGUAUCGUUGUCUGUUACUGCCCAUCCAGUGAUACCAAUUGAUCAAGAUCAAGAGAUGGGUAAUGCGGAGUCGCACCCGAGCGCUGCUAUCGUCUCGUCAGCACCCAGUCGGACGAGCGUAGACACGCUCAGAGUAAACCAAGAAAGCAUGGAUGUUGUCGAGAGCGGAUCUGGUGAUGCUGGAUUCAAGCAGACGAAGCGGACAAAACCGCGAUUAGACCAUUCCGUACAUCAGGGGAUGGCAUCGGCGGUGGAAGAAAGACGACUCCAGAGUGGCGAGCAGGUCAAGAAUAUUCUUCAGGAAUGCUUUUAUAAUGCGGCGACCCCUUAUUUUUCAGCCCAGUAG